Jatropha curcas is the source of this 3543-nucleotide messenger RNA. Lineage: Eukaryota; Viridiplantae; Streptophyta; Magnoliopsida; Malpighiales; Euphorbiaceae. The record is from RefSeq and is a predicted model, not a curated record.
UUUUCUAAUAUACUUUUAUGUUAAUAAAUAAUCCAUAAACUAAUGAAAAUAUUUUUUUUACACAAUAAUCAAGGCAAUCAAAUAGAGUAAAUAAUAUAUAUAAACCUUAAUAACAUUGGGAGAAAAAGAAAGGCAACCAACAAACAGAAGAUUCGGGUUCUUUGCUUGGAUGGAAAUAAUUCAGGAUCACUGAGUAAUGCAAUGAUUGAGAAAAAUUAUAUUUGCUUUUCAGCCUUGUAUAAAUAAAUUAUAUUUUGUUCUUAUUCAUUAUUUUCGAAGGAAGUUAAGAAUAGAAUUAUUGACGCGUUCUAGCAAAGCCUCACGAUCCUUCUGUUCACUUUCGAGGAUGGUGUUUCAAUUUCCAUAUCAAUGAUAAUCAACCGCAAAGAAAUUUCCUAGAGAACAUGAGACGGACCUUGCUCUUGAUACUAAACGACACGUGUUCAUGUCGUCCAGUCGACUGGCUCUGGAAAUCAAUGAAAUGGACGUGCGUGGAUCAAUUGUAAUGCAGGCUUUGUUUUUUAAUUUAUUUUGUUAUAUAAGAAUUUAAGGCAAAGAUGAUACGCAAAGCAGCUAGCUCGAUCAUAAACAGGACAGAACCACUACAACGUUUUGAAGACGUUUGUUCACAGAUUGUUUCUUUCUGCAACUCCAAGUCUUCGAAACAGGGCGUUUGCAUUCAUAGCCCUAUAAUCAAAUUGGGUAUUCAAGAUAAUUUGUAUUUAAACAACAAUCUGCUGUCUCUUUACUGGAAAUGCUUGGGAGUGCAACAUGCACGGCAGUUCUUCGACGAAAUGCCGUGCAGAGAUGUUGUAUCCUGGACCGGUAUUCUCUCUGCUUACACUAAGGAUGAAAAAUAUGAAGAGGCCCUUGAUAUCUUCGAUUUGAUGGUCCUUUCGGGUCCGUAUCCAAAUGCCUUCACUUUCUCGAGCGUCUUACGUUCAUGUGCUGCUGUAGGAGACUUCAGUUAUGGAAAGCGUAGUCACGCUUCUUUAAUAAAGCAUGGAUUUGAGUCGAACCAAAUUUUGGGUAGCUCUUUGAUUGAUUUCUACUCCAAGUUUGAUUCUGCUGAGGAAGCUUUAAAACAUUUUAGAUAUAUGGAUAAUAAUGAUACUGUUUCAUGGACAAUGGUGAUCUGUACUUUUGCACAGGCGAGGAAGUGGGGUCAGGCUUUGCGGCUUUAUAUAGAUAUGAUAAAAGCUGAGGUUUCUCCAAAUGAGUUCACUUUCGUUAAACUUUUGACAGCGUGUGGUUUUAUUGGUUUGAUCUUUGGGAAAUUGGUUCAUGCUCAUAUGAUAAUUUUGGGAGUUGAGCUGAACUUGGUAGUUAAAACAGCACUUGUUGAUAUGUAUUCAAGAUGCCACAGGAUGGAAGAUGCUCUUAAGGUGUCAAAGCUGACACCUGAAUAUGAUGUAUUAUUAUGGACUACUAUUAUCUCGGGGUUGAACCAAAACUUGAAAUUAAAGGAGGCUGUUGCUGUAUUUCAAGAGAUGCAGAUUUCAGGAAUCUUGGGUAAUAGUUUCACAUAUUCAAGUAUGCUGAGUACUUGCACAUCAAUUCCAUCACUGGAUUUGGGUAGGCAGAUCCACUCUAGGGUGAUCAAGACUGGCUUAGAGAAUGACGUGCCUAUUGGGAAUGCACUUGUUGAUAUGUAUAUGAAAUGUUCUUUAGCAGUAGAAGAUGGCUUGAGAGUGUUUAGAGGGAUAUACUCACCUAAUGUCAUUUCUUGGACAUCUUUGAUUGGAGGUUUUGCAGAACAUGGUUUCCAACAGAAUGCUUUUGACUCAUUUACAGAGAUGAUGGCUGUUGGAGUGCAACCAAAUUCCUUUACUCUCUCCACUAUUCUUAGGGCCUGCAGUGUCAUAAAAUCUCUAAAUCAAACAUUUAAGCUGCAUGGAUAUAUAAUAAAGACUAAUGCAGACCAUGAUAUUGUUGUUGGUAAUGCCCUUGUGGAUGCCUAUGCUGGAUCAGGAAGGGUUGAUGAUGCGUGGCGUAUAGUAAGAGAUAUGAAUCAAAGAGAUGCCGUCACAUACACAAUUAUAGCCACAAGAUUCAAUCAGAUGGGCCAUCAUGAACUUGCAUUAGAUGUAAUUGGUCACAUGUUCAGUGAUGAUGUGAGGAUAGAUGGAUUUAGUAUGGCAAGCUUCUUUUCUGCAUCAGCAGGCUUGGGGAGAAUUGAAAUUGGAAAGCAACUUCAGUGUUAUUCUGUGAAAUCUGGUUUAAGCAGUUGGAUUUCAGUCUUGAAUAGCCUAGUUGACCUUUAUGGGAAAUGUGGACAAGUACACGAUGCACACAAAGCAUUUAGAGAAAUACCUGAGCCAGAUGUUGUAUCGUGGAAUGGAUUUAUAUCAGGGUUGGCAUCAAAUGGAUAUAUCUCGUCUGCUCUUUCUGCAUUUGAUGAUAUGAGGUUAACAGGAGUCAAACCUGAUUCUGUUACAUUCUUGUCAUUGCUUUUCACUUGCAGUCAUGGAUGUUUAGUGGACCUGGGUCUCCAGUACUUCCAGUCUAUGAGAGAAACGCACGGUUUAGAACCACAAUUGGAUCACUAUGUUUGUUUGGUUGAUCUCCUAGGUCGAGCUGGCAGGCUGGAGGAAGCAAUGAAUGCCUUAAAAACUAUGCCUUUUAAACCAGAUACUUUGAUCUACAAGACACUGUUGGCUGCCUGCAGGGUUCAUAGGAACUUGCCUCUCGGAGAAGAUAUUGCAAGGCGAGGGCUUGAGCUAAAUCCAUCAGAUCCCACAUUCUAUGUGCUGCUUGCAAACUUGUAUGAAGACUGUGGUCGGUCUGAUUUGAGUGAAAUGACUCGCAGGACGAUGAAAGAAAGAGGGUUGAAUGGCAAUGGGUAGGUAGAAUUGAAGGAAAUAAGAACAGAAGUUCCUCUUUUCCAAUUCCAUCAGAUUCCUGAGAUUUAUGAAAUACUGGAAUAUUUACGAGUUUAAAUAUCAAACAUAUCUACGUGGACAUAUGUUUUAACAUGGAGAAGAUAGCUGUUGCAUUGCGUCUUCAAAACAUGCUAUCGAAGGCCAUUACAUCCUAGGUCAUUAGUCAAAUAUUUGGACAUUAGUAGAGAUCGCCGUUAAUCUUCGUUAAGACUCCAAGUGUCUUAUCAAAAUCCAAAGGUCUCCGACUUUCCAUGCGAUAAGAAAUAAGGAAACCGUUGGCUUAGGCUGCAUCGGCAUCAAAGAGCAUUCGUUCCUGGUUGGGAUUUUGAAAACCCUUGGCUUUUUUUUUUUUUUUAAAAAAAAAAAAUUCAGAUAUUUGAUAUUCAGCUCAAGUUUGAAAAGAAAACUUGAGGGGAACAUGAAUGAACUCGUUUCGGUAUGGUGAUAGUCAAUUUCCAAUUUAAAGAAUCAACAUAUUUUGAAUGGUGGUAAUUAACUUUCAAUUUAAAGAAUCAACAAAUUCUGAAGCUCACAAACUGCGAAAAUUUCUCUCAUUUAAGGAGCAGUUGCUGUCCUGUCUACAUGAACAAAAGUUUUCAGAUGGACACAAAAUACAUUGUGUUUAACAACAGGAAGCAAGAAUGAGAUUUGAUAAAAAAAA